Epithele typhae is the source of this 1026-nucleotide messenger RNA. RefSeq lists its product as uncharacterized. Lineage: Eukaryota; Fungi; Basidiomycota; Agaricomycetes; Polyporales; Epitheliaceae. The record is from RefSeq and is a predicted model, not a curated record. Bases 1 to 1026 code for a protein of 341 amino acids. Gene Ontology annotation, molecular function: polyubiquitin modification-dependent protein binding. Gene Ontology annotation, cellular component: cytosol; nucleus; proteasome regulatory particle, base subcomplex. Gene Ontology annotation, biological process: proteasome-mediated ubiquitin-dependent protein catabolic process. The transcript has 4 exons.
AUGCCUCUCGAAGCCACCGUCAUCGUUGUCGACAACUCCGAAUACAUGCGCAAUGGCGACUACCACCCAGAUCGCUAUCACGCACAAGCCGAUGCCGUUACCACCCUCUUCCAGACCAAGGUCGACUCCAAUCCCGAGAACACUGUCGGCUUCAUGACCAUGGCUGGUAAAGGACCAGAAGUUCUCCAAACAAAUACGAAAGAGUUGGGCUCCAUCCUCGCCGCCAUCCACACAGCCGAGUCCAAGCUCGGCGGCCUCUCCAACGUCCCGAAUGCCAUCGAGAAGGCGCUCCUCGCCCUCAAGCACCGCUCGAACAAGAACCUCCGCCAGCGGAUAGUCGUCUUCCUCGGCUCCCCGCUCGAGGGCCAGGCCGCGGACGAGAAGUUCAUGGUCCGGCUCGCGAAGCGCCUCAAGAAGAACAACGUCGCGGUCGACAUCAUCGCCUUUGGCGACGGCAUCGAGGAGGGUGAGGCGACCAUCAUGAAGACGUUCGUCGACAGCGUCACCAGCGGCGACAACUGCCAUUACCUCUCCGUGCCCCCCGGCGCGCACCUCCUCUCCGACAUGGUCCUCACCUCGCCCGUCCUCGCCUCCGACCGCGGCGUCGUCGAAGAGAACAUGGGCGUUGGCGCCCCCGGCCCAGCAGCCGGCGGGAGCGGCGGCGGGUUCGAGUUCGGCGUCGACCCCAGCCUCGACCCGGAACUCGCGAUGGCCCUGCGCAUGUCGAUGGAAGAGGAGCAAGCCCGCCAAGCCGCAGUCGCGCAAACGUCCUCUGCGUCUGCUCCUGCCCCUCCGGCCGCACCUGUGGCGUCAACACCAACGCCCGCAGUGCGCGCCGCACCUGUGCCAGCAGCGGCUGCGCCGGCGGCGGACGACGAUGAAGAGGACGAGGACGCGAUGCUUGCGCGCGCGCUCGCGAUGUCCCAGGGCGGGGACGUGGAGAUGGCGGAGGGAGACGAGGAGAACGAGGAAGACGAGAUCCAGAAGGCGAUCCAGCAAAGUUUGCAGGACCAGCAACGGAAAUGA